AUGGAUUCAUUCAUGUUGCAAGAGUUCCAGAGCAAUGUCACAUGCAGCAUUUGCUGCCAGUAUUUCCUGGAUCCUGUCACAAUGGAGUGUGGCCACAGCUUUUGCCGACCCUGCAUCUACUUGAGCUGGGAAGAAGGCUCAUCGCCACUCUGCUGCCCAGAGUGUAGGCAGAAGUCAGAGAAGACAAACUUCAAAACCAACAUAAGACUUCAGAAACUGGCCACUGCUGCCAGGAUGGACAGAAUGAGGCAGGUCCCCAGCUCACAUGGGCAGGUCUGUGGUGCACACAGCGACGCCACAGGACUACUGGGUGACUUGGACGAGAACCUAUGCUGUGAGUCUGCCUCUGAAUCUUCCAAAGCCAACGGACAUGGCCACAGCCAGCUGCAGUUUGCUGCUGAGGAAUCCAGGGAGUAUGUGUCCCUAAGGGAGGAGAUGAUCAAGGCACAGUAUCAGAAGAUGCAUAUGCUUCUUCAUGAGGAAGAAGAGCUGCACCUGCAGAGACUGCACAGCGAAGCACGGCAGCUUUUGAAGCAGCUCCAGGAGAGUAAAUCGAAAAUGAUCCAACACAUAGAUUGCGUGAAAGAAAAAUACAAAGAGCUGGUUGAAAUGUGCCACAAGCCUGACACGGAGUUACUGCAGAAUGUGAAGACAGAAUUGGAAAGAGCAGAGCUCAUACGGAGAUACAGGCCCCAGCCAGUGGACCCUGUACUGACUUCUUGGAGCAUCAGUGGACUUCAACAGAUGCUGAAUAAUUUCAGAGUGUCUAAUGGUUUGAAACAGAAUGUGGCGAGUCGCUACUUACACCUUUCUGAGGAUCUCAGAUAUCACAUAUUUGGAGAACACCGUGAUGCUCCCAGUCAAGGCCCAAGAGCACAGAGUUUUGUUGCAUGGGGUGCACCGACCUUCCGCUCUGGCAAGCAUUACUUCGAGGUGGAUGUAUCGCACUCCUCCAACUGGAUUCUAGGACUCUGUAGUGAUUCCAGCAUAGAUGAGCCCGAUACCAUUAUUAACACAGAUGGUGCAUUUUUCCUUUAUUCCAUGAAUUGUGAUGAUGGUCACAUCUUCUGCACCAGUAAUCCAAGAGUACAUCACUAUGUGGAGAGGCCUGUGGGUCUGGUUGGGGUGUUUCUUGAUUGUGAAUAUGGAAUGGUGAGCUUCUAUGAUGUUUCCCAAAGCUCCCUCAUACAUUGUUUCCCUCCAAACUCCUUCUCCUACCCUCUGAAGCCCUUCCUUUGCAUGGGCACUCCAUAA
Molecule: messenger RNA, 1254 nt
Organism: Ochotona curzoniae (black-lipped pika)
Lineage: Eukaryota; Metazoa; Chordata; Mammalia; Lagomorpha; Ochotonidae
Product: tripartite motif-containing protein 64-like
Exons: 5
Coding region: 1-1254 (417 amino acids)
Molecular function (GO): protein binding
Source: RefSeq, a predicted model, not a curated record